GCUGACAUCGAGCAGCUGGACCCCCGAGGACGCACUCCCCUGCACCUGGCCACCACGCUGGGCCACCUGGAGUGUGCCAGGGUGCUGCUGAAGCAUGGCGCCGACGUGGGCAAGGAGAACCGCAGUGGAUGGACAGUCCUGCAGGAGGCUGUGAGCACCCGUGACCUGGAGCUGGUGCAGCUGGUGCUGCGCUACCGCGACUACCAGAGAGCCAUCAAGCGCCUGGCGGGGAUCCCGGUGCUGCUGGAGAAGCUGCGCAAGGCCCAGGACUUCUACGUGGAGAUGAAGUGGGAGUUCACCAGCUGGGUGCCCCUGGUGUCCAAGAUCUGCCCCAGCGACACCUACAAGGUGUGGAAGAGUGGCCAGAACCUGCGGGUGGACACCACGCUGCUGGGCUUCGACCACAUGACCUGGCAGCGGGGCAACCGCAGCUUCGUCUUUCGGGGACAAGACAGCAGUGCGGUGGUGAUGGAGAUUGACCACGACAGGCGGGUGGUCUACUCAGAGACGCUGGCUCUGGCCGGCCACGACCAGGAGGUGCUGCUGGCUGCUGUGCAGCCCACCGAGGAGCAGGUGAUGGGGCGGCUCACGGCCCCCGUCGUCACCACCCAGCUCGACACCAAGAACAUCGCCUUCGAGAGGAACAAAUCCGGGAUCCUGGGCUGGAGGAGCGAGAAGACGGAAAUGGUGAAUGGGUAUGAGGCGAAGGUCUAUGGCGCUUCCAACGUGGAGCUGAUCACACGGACACGGACCGAGCACCUCUCAGACCAGCACAAGGGCAAGAGCAAAGGCUGUAAGACCCCCCUGCAAUCCUUCCUGGGCAUCGCUGAGCAGCACGUGGGGCCCAACAAUGGGACGCUGAUCACGCAGACACUGAGCCACGCCAACCCCACUGCCAUCACCCCCGAGGAGUACUUCAACCCCAACUUCGAGCUGGGCAACCGGGACAUGGGGCGGCCCAUGGAGCUCACCACCAAGACACAGAAGUUCAAGGCGAAGCUGUGGCUGUGUGAGGACCACCCGCUGUCCCUGUGUGAGCAGGUUGCCCCCAUCAUCGACCUCAUGGCAAUAAGCAAUGCGCUCUUCGCCAAACUGCGGGACUUCAUCACCCUGCGCCUCCCGCCCGGCUUCCCCGUCAAGAUUGAAAUCCCCAUCUUCCAUAUCCUCAACGCCCGAAUAACCUUCGGCAACCUCAACGGUUGUGACGAGCCAGUGAGCUCCCUGCGGCACAGCCCCAGCAGCGAGGCGCCCUCGCCCAGCAGCGACUCCUCCAGCGUCAGCAGCUCCAGCUCCCUCACCUCGUGCCGAGCGUGCGAGAUGGACCCGGCGCUGUUCGAGGUGCCGCGGGGGUACAGCGUGGUGGGCACCCACCAGGACGCCCUGCGGGAGGACGAGGAUGACCUGCUGCAGUUUGCCAUCCAGCAGAGCCUGCUGGAAGCGGGCAGCGAGUACGACCAGGUGACCAUUUGGGAAGCACUGACCAACAGCAAGCCGGGCACCCACCCCAUGUCGCACGAGGGCCGCCGGGGAGACAGGUUGGUAAGGUCUGGCCACCCCCCUGGGAGGGAAUGGGUGUGGGGGUGCCCAGCCACG
This is a messenger RNA of Zonotrichia albicollis (white-throated sparrow), 1593 nucleotides long. The record is from RefSeq and is a predicted model, not a curated record. NCBI's taxonomy places the organism in Eukaryota, Metazoa, Chordata, Aves, Passeriformes, Passerellidae.